Ooceraea biroi (clonal raider ant) is the source of this 3269-nucleotide messenger RNA. RefSeq lists its product as uncharacterized. Gene Ontology annotation, molecular function: RNA polymerase II cis-regulatory region sequence-specific DNA binding; DNA-binding transcription repressor activity, RNA polymerase II-specific. NCBI's taxonomy places the organism in Eukaryota, Metazoa, Arthropoda, Insecta, Hymenoptera, Formicidae. Gene Ontology annotation, biological process: regulation of transcription by RNA polymerase II. Gene Ontology annotation, cellular component: nucleoplasm. The record is from RefSeq and is a predicted model, not a curated record.
AUGAGUCCUCCGCUUAUCCUUAUAAGAAAAGGCUUGCGAUCGAGAGGACACGCUCCUGCCGAGCUUUGCGUCCUCGAUCCUUCGCCAGACGGCGCUCGUGCAGCCGUCCAAUUGCCUGAUUCCGGGAAUUAUCUCGGGCAGGUCAAUGCGGGUGACAUUGACGGACGGGAAAAUCACUACGACGAUUCGCAGGUGCAAUUUUCUCGUCCCAUUCCGGACGAAGUUAUCAGCGUUUACGAGGUUUAUGUGAAGGAAGAAUCGAACGCGGAGUCGAGGAGCGGAGAUGCGCCGACCGUGUCGGGAUUGGGCUCCACCGGCGACCAGCAGCUAAUCCAAGUAAUUAAUCGUGGCAAAUGUUCUUUCGAUAUCGACUCGCGAUCACGUGAGACCGCUUUCAAGGAGGAGUGCAUCGACCUGGAUGCAGCCAUAGACUCCGAGGUGAUCAAUAUCGAUGGCACCGUCACGAAACUCCUCGGCAAGGACGCGUUAAGGUACAAAAUUUUCGAGCAGAGCGUGAGCGCGCCGGACGAGAAUGUGGUGGUGUAUCCGCGUCCUGUUGCCGAUGGGCCUUCUUCGUCCUCGACGACCCGGCUUAUCGACAAGGAUGAUCCGCGAUCCAGGCUGCAUUUUGUAAAGUAUCUAAAACGCGACGGGAAGACGCUGAAGAUCUGGGAAUGCGGCAUUUGUUCAAAAGAGUUCCGCCAUCAGUACACCCUGAUGAGGCACUUGCCGACCCACACCGACGAGAGAAACUUUAAGUGCGAGGCUUGCGGCAAGGCUUUCCGUCAAUUGUCAACGUUGAGUCAGCACAAGGCUAUACACAGCGACGCCAGGCCCUACGUCUGCGAAUUUUGCAAGAAAACAUUUAACAGGGUGUCCACGUUAAUCUCCCAUCGGAAGACGCACUCGGAGCACAAGCCGCACAAGUGCCACGUGUGCGGCAAAGGAUUCCACCAGAAAGGCAAUCUGCGUAAUCACGUGUUUACGCACACGAACGAGCGGCCGUACAAGUGCGAUCUCUGCGGCAAGGGCUUUAAUCAGAUGUCGAAUUUGGUGUGUCACAAGGUGAAGGCGCACGCACACGUCGACAGGAUGCAGUACUCCUGCGGAAUCUGCGGCAAGGAGUUUCCGCGCAGAUUCGCCCUACGAUCGCACGAGGAGUACAAGCACGGCAUAAAGUACCGCAGCACCGGCAACGCGCAAGCUGCCGUGAACGAGCCCGAUACUGCGAAAAACAAGAACGUUAGGAUCAUACAGUUGUUCAAUGGCGAUCGCAAUCAACCGAGCGAAUGCAAAGAGGAGGAUUAUUUCGGUUCGUCCGACGUGAUGGACAGUAUCGUGAUAGACAAAAUCGAUACGAAAGCGAUGGAGAUGGCGAUGAUACAGGGCCAGACUCCUUUUGCUCUCUACAAACCCGCGAAGGGUAUUCCGGUGCUCGUUAAAGUCUCGCCAAGCGCGAAUAAUAAACACAUGCUUACACCUGCGACCGCCGAGGAUUUGCGAAUGACGGGGAAGAUCACCGUGAGUUCCUCCGAGACUUCGGACAUCGACGGCGGCAAGGCAGUUCAGGUGAAAGUGCCGGUGGUCGCCACAGUGAUGCAAAAUAUUGAGCCCGACGGUAAAUCCGUCUUCGUUGUCGAGCCUCCCGGAGCGGAACACGAGCAAGACGGUCUGGUGACAACGUUGGACCCGCAGUUCUCUCUGCCCGAGCUUAAUCGCAACGAGCCAGGUCGCCAGAAUGGCCCGAACUCGGCUCCGUCGAUGGACGAGUGCAACGAGUUGCUGGAGCUGGCCGCGCAGGGUGGAAUACAGUUCGUCCGCGCCACGGAGGACGGUCGUUACGAGGUUAUGACGAGCAGCGAGGCCCGCGACUUAAUGGCGCAGAAUUCCCACGACGUAACGAUUCUUGACGGCGAACAGGCGGACGCAAUCAAUCUCGCAAAUAUACGCAAUAACAACGAGGUCAUCAUCGGCGACAACGAUAAUCAGAUCAUGGUGCUGGAAUCCGGCCAGAAAUCCGCCGGUAUGUCGAUGGACGGCAUCGAGAUUCUCGAGGACAAAGACAUCAGGAUUCUCGAGGGUAAAGGCCUCGACGAUCGCUUCGUGGAUGGCAUAACAUUCCUUUCCCAGACCAAAAUCGACGAUCUCCUGCUGGGUCCGAAAUCGCUGGCUAUCGAUGCUGACGGCGCUCUGGUUGGCCACGACGACGUGAUGCCCGUGCCGUCCAGCCAGCAGGAUCCAACGAGCAUCCUGGGUCACCCCUCGAAUCUAUCCGCUGGCUCGCAGUCCUCGUUAUCGUCUCUGUUAAUGAAGAACCAUCCGCCGUUGUCGCUAUUGAGUGAGACACACCCGUAUCUGAAGGGCAGUCAGUGCUUCACGGAGGACCUAAACAUCCUUGGCGUGCCGCCCAUGGACGAUCAUCAUUCCGAGUACGACACGAAGCUGAAGCUAUCUUCGGUCUUCGACGACGACUGCGAUACGAGCGGCUUAAUGCCUUUCGGUCAAUCGGACAUGAAGAUGCUCGAUUCGGAGAAUCAGUGCAUCAAGCCUUUCAGCGACAGGUUCGGCUUGCCACCGCCGAGGAUGUUUCCUGGCCUCAACGAGGUGAAGAUCCUUGGUCCGAGGAAUCACAGUCACGAUUUGAUGACACCGCAGUAUCAGGAGAGGGUCCUCAGCCCUUUCGAACAGUUUUUGAGGAGCACGGUUGUGCAGACGAGCAGUUGCGUACCCGGCAGCAGCGACCCGUCCGAAGGAUGCAGGAAGGAGGUGAAGAUACUCGGUAAAAAGCUCGGCACCGGCAUUAUCACCACGACCGAGGAGGGCGACAUUGUCAAAGUCGUCGACGAUAAAGUUAAAUUCGAAACUGACACGAUGGACCUGUGUGACAACGUCUUGCAAGAAUGCGUGUCGCCACGACGGUUGCACCGGCAGCAGUCGAUGGAGAACGACGUCGCGGACAACUUCUUGCUUCAAGUAAAAACCUUUGAGAGUAAUUACGCUAAGAGCAACGAAAAAGAGAACCUUUCUCCGAACCUACGCAGGCGAGCAGUCCCUGCGGCUCGGAUUUUCUGAAUUUCGGCGGUCGUUUCGCUGGCAAGAACCUGUCACCCGACGGCCACCUCGAGAGGAGCCACAAGGAGGAUCGCGGGGACGCAGGUUUCGAGCCUGGGGAAGUGUUAGAUCUGGACUGACGGAAUGCGACGAGGUACAGAAUGGUCUCUCGCUUCUUGGAGUUACUUGAUUCUUUGUGCCGUCUCUGCGGCUCGCAU